Messenger RNA from Gastrolobium bilobum, 2604 nucleotides. Its product is annotated as squamosa promoter-binding-like protein 7. The transcript is spliced from 10 exons. Gene Ontology annotation, cellular component: nucleus. The record is from RefSeq and is a predicted model, not a curated record. Bases 80 to 2440 code for a protein of 786 amino acids. Lineage: Eukaryota; Viridiplantae; Streptophyta; Magnoliopsida; Fabales; Fabaceae. Gene Ontology annotation, molecular function: DNA binding.
CAUCCAACAACCUCCAACAACCACUCGCCAUCAACACCACCACCACCACCACCACCACAAUUAGGGUUCCCAUCCCCAAAUGGAACCCCAAUCGCUCGUUCUUCCACACAUGGAAACCGAAGUCGAAGACCCUUGGGACCUUACUUCCCUUCUCGACUUCAAUCUAGACGAUGAAAUUCCUAUCUCCUUUGACCUUGACAAAAAUUCACAACUUCCUCUUCCCGAAUCGUUGGACCUUCCCUCUAACUCUAACCUUCAGCUUCACCUUCCGGAGAUUCCGACCAAUGAUAAGGUCCGAAAGCGCGACCCGAGGCUCGCCUGCUCCAACUUUCUCGCGGGUCGGGUUCCAUGUGCCUGCCCCGAGAUGGACGCCAAGCUCGAAGAAGAGGAGAAUAGUUUGCCAGGAAAGAAACGCGCUCGGUCCGCGCGUGCAUCUGCAUCUGCACGCUGCCAGGUGCCUGGGUGUGAGGCCGAUAUCACCGAGCUCAAGGGCUAUCACCGGAGGCAUAAGGUUUGUUUGCGCUGCGCUAAUGCCACUACCGUUCUCCUUCACGGGGAAUCCAAGAGAUACUGUCAACAGUGUGGAAAGUUUCACGUAUUAUCGGAUUUUGAUGAAGGGAAACGCAGCUGUAGAAGAAAAUUAGAGUGGCAUAACACCCGAAGGCGAAGAAAGCCUGCGAAUUCCAGAUCUGCUGCUGAUCGUGAACGUCAAUCUGUUACUCAAAAUGAUGAUUCCAAUUAUGAUGGGGAAGCAAGACAAGAUAGUUCAAAUUUGAGUAGCGGUAUAAACGAAAAAGGGGCGUCAUCGGAUCAUGAAGAUGAACCGGUUGCCAUUCUGUGCUCGGCUCCAGAUUCUCAGAAUAUUAAUAAUGAUGGUGUUGUAUCUUUUGUUGCUUCUGGUGAAACACAAGUAAAUAGUGGAAAAGAUGUUUCCAAUAUUUCUAAUUCUCCCUCAUAUUGUGACAAUAAGAGUGCUUACUCAUCUAUGUGCCAAACAGGUCGGAUUUCUUUUAAGCUUUAUGAUUGGAAUCCUGCUGAAUUUCCUAGAAGGCUACGGCACCAAAUAUUCCAAUGGUUGGCAAGUAUGCCUAUAGAGCUGGAGGGAUAUAUCCGUCCUGGGUGUACUAUAUUGACAAUUUUUAUAGCAAUGCCAAAAAUUAUGUGGAUAAAUUUACUCAAAGACCCUCGGUGCUAUGUCUGUGAUCUUGUUGCUCCUGGAAAGAUGCUAUCUGGAAGAGGCACCAUACUGGUUCAUCUGAAUGACAUGAUCUAUCAGGUUACAAAAGAUGGGACUUCUGUGAUGAAAGUCGAGGUAAACAUGCAGGCACCAAGGCUUCAGUAUGUUCAUCCCACUUGCUUUGAGGCUGGCAAACCUAUGGAGUUUGUUGCUUGUGGAAGGAACUUGCUGCAGCCUAAGUUUCGGCUUCUUGUAUCUUUUUCUGGAAAGUAUCUGAAGUACGAGUAUUGUGUUCCAUCUCCACACAACUCAAAUGGAGACAAUAUUUCUUGUGCUUUUGACAAUCAGUUAUACAAGAUAUAUGUCCCUCAUACAGAGGAAAGUCUCUUUGGGCCUGCAUUUAUUGAGGUGGAGAAUGAGUCUGGUUUAUCAAACUUUAUUCCUGUACUCAUUGGUGACAAAGAAAUUUGUGCUGAAAUGAAGAUGUUGCAGCAAAAAUUAGAUGUAUCUCUCCUUUCUAAACAAUUUCAAUCUGCAUCUGGUGGUUCAAUCUGCAGCUCAUGUGAAGCUUUUGCACUUAGACACACAUUAUCAUCAGACUUACUUGUAGAUAUAGCAUGGUUGCUUAAGGACCCUACUUCAGAAAAUUUUGACAGAGUGAUGACAGAUUCACAAAUUCAAAGAUAUUGUUAUUUGUUGGACUUUCUAAUAUGCAAUGAUUCAACAAUCAUUUUGGGAAAAAUAUUACCAAAUUUGAUAGUCUUGACAGAAAGCAUGAAAUCAGAUAUUGUGAUUAAUAGGACGAGUGAUGUUGACAUGACACCACUACUGAAAUGCAUGCAUAAUGCUAGAGAUGCCAUGUAUCAGAAACAUCAGAAAGGUGGAGGUUCCAUUUUGCACUCUGAAAUGGACGGUGUUAAACUUACUCGGAGCUGCUCCCAUGAUAAUAUGUCAUCAGUUGUUGCAGUUAACAGUCAGGGUACCCUGUCGAGAGCAGAUUUAAAGUUGCUGACAAGUCCAACUUCAAAUGACAAAAAUGAAAGGAUACCACUUUUGAAGAGGGAGAUUAUAAUGAAUGUGGAAGAGUUGCCUAAAAGAUGUGACCGUCGAUAUCUUGCCAGGGGAUUCCUUAGCUCUCAACGGCCAGCUAUUUUUGUGAUUGUUUCGGUUGCUGUUUGUCUUGGGGUAUGUGUAGCCGUCCUUCAUCAUGGGAGGGUAAGUGAGUUAGCAGUAUCCAUUAGACGGUGCUUGUUUAAUUAUUAGUAGAUGUUUCAAAUUUUUGGACUUAUUUUCUAGUUGGUACAUAUUAUUUGUAACAUUAAAUAAACAGAUGUUAUUAGGAUGAUUAGUUUAUUACAUUGGAAGCUUGAUCCAAGGUUGCUAAUUUGUGCAUUACCAAUUCAAUUGGAUGUUCCAAGAGGACCAAC